Messenger RNA from Anopheles funestus (African malaria mosquito), 3289 nucleotides. Its product is annotated as peroxidase-like. Lineage: Eukaryota; Metazoa; Arthropoda; Insecta; Diptera; Culicidae. The record is from RefSeq and is a predicted model, not a curated record. The transcript has 3 exons. Gene Ontology annotation, molecular function: heme binding; peroxidase activity. Bases 1032 to 2870 code for a protein of 612 amino acids. Gene Ontology annotation, biological process: response to oxidative stress.
AAGGAACAAAGUACUUUGUUCCCAAAUUACUACUCUUUUAAAUGGUCCUUUUAUUAGUAUAGCCCAAACCCAUUCUACCUACAUUCGAUGUUUGUUUAUUCCCAUGCGUCUAAAGCUUCACAACAGGCCCGAUCAGAUGCGACUGGUCAGCUAACAAACCGUAACCUAAAUCACCACCAUUCGGUUCGCUUGUUAACGUGGGCAUUUGUUGCUGUGAUUUAUCUGAUACCCCGCGAACCGGUACGAUUGGUGGACCAGUUCAUCAAUCAGCCGGGUACAUUAGCCAUGUUAUCGAUAUAGUGCACCCUGGAAACAAUGGCAUGCAAAAUGAGGUGCAAUAUUUUCUAAACAAUCUAAACAGUUUACCAUCCUUUCCCAUGAGCGGAAGUGUGCGCUAAUGGUGCCUGAUAGGGUUUAAUUUGCAGCUUACGGUUAAUAUUGUACGUGCAACAACAGCCGCCACCCUAAUGGAGAGCACCCUGUAUUGUUUGUUCCGGCAGUAACGCGAACUGCAUACAUAUCCCUCGUGCUGAACCCCGCUCCCCAAAUAGGGCACGGGAAAGAAGCUGUGGUUAAGGUUAGUGUGAGUGUUUUUAAAAGCGCGUGCCACGCGCACACAAAGCAUUUAUCGCAUCAGCGUCACAUUAGGCCGCUUUGUUGUACCGAUGAAAGCCAACCGGGUAUCAAUUACAUUCUUAUUUCCCCAUUUUCCUUGUUUUGAUAUCGUAUUUCCCUCCCUUCAUGGUCGUAACCGACCAAACAACGGGGGGCGAUCUCGUUGGGGUGUUUUCGGUGAGUUUGAUUCGGUUUGGGUAGUAUAAAUUAUAGCGUUGUAAAUAUUGUGCAGCAUAAUUUGUGCUGCGUUUGGCACAUUCUAUGAUAAUUUGCCACCAGUUGCAUCAACCGGUUUGGAAAAACAUGAGUGGUACGGUUCUUUUUUUUAUGGUUUCUUUAUUAGUUUGAAGUGAUUUUGUUUCGUUUUUUUUUGCCCUCUCUCGCUGUGCAAACGAAUUAUACGCGAGUGCGCCCGAAUGUAUGCAAUCGUGCAGCACUGUAUGAGGUGGAAGCGAUUUUUGGUCUGUUUAAUUUUGUGUUCAGUGAUCCGUACGGUGCUAGGGGUUUGUCCGGUGGUUGCAUCCUGCGAUGAGGGUAACACACCCUACCGUACCAUGGAUGGGUCGUGCAACAGUCUGUACAAUCCACUGUACGGUACACCGUAUCGCCCGUACCGGCGACUGCUGCCGGCAAAGUACGAUGACGGAGUCUUCGAACCGGCCCGUAUGUCUUCCGGCAGGCCAAUGCCGAAUGCGCGUCAGCUUUCGCUGGAUCUGUUCGGGGAGCAGGAAGUGCCGGAUCGACGCAGCACCAUCAUUAACAUGCAGUUUGGGCAAUUGGUUGCCCAUGACAUGAGCUUUACCGCGGAUGUGUUUGGAGUAAAGUGUUGCCCAAAUGGGAAAAGAAUUCCACCAGAUUUGCUACCACCGCGCUGUAUGCCACUGGAAGUGCCCACGGAUGAUCCAGUUCUACCGCACGAAGACAUUCAGUGUAUGAGUAUGUUACGCACCAAAACUACGCUAGAAUAUCCUUGCGCUACCAACUACGGUACAGCCGAACAACUUUCCUCCGUCACGGCAUUCCUCGACCUAUCCAUCGUGUACGGUAACAAUCGGGAGCAGACCGCUGGUUUGCGACAGCAUCGCGGAGGACUGAUGGCGGUAGUGCACCGACACGGUCAAGAUUGGCCACCGCACAACCCAAACGCUAGCAGACUCUGCCAGAUGCGGGAAGCAACGGACGUGUGCUAUCUCACCGGAGACUUGCGUUCCAACCAGAGCCCCCAUCUAGCGAUACUGCAGCUAGCUCACCUGCUCGAACAUAACCGGCUGGCGAGCGAACUUUCGAUGCUGAAUCCCUGCUGGGACGAUGAACGACUGUUUCAGGAAGCACGUCGUAUCAACGUUGGCAAAUACCAGUCGAUAGUGUACAACGACUGGCUACCGAUCUACCUCGGUCGUGAGAAUAUGCUGAAGCAGGGACUGCUGCACACGGUUGCCGGUGCGGAUGGAUACGUACGGGACUACAAUCCCCUGGAGGAUCCGACCGUAAGCAAUGCCUUCGGAACGGCUGCAUUUCGCUACUUUCACAACAUGAUAGUCGGCCAGCUCGAUUUGUACAACGAGUCGGUGAACCAUCGGAAACGGAAUGGUUCCAUCCGGCUUUCGGACUGGUUGCGACGUCCGGGCGUGCUGGAGGAGCGCAACAACCGGGAACUGCUGACGAGGGGCAUGACCACCCAACCGCACGAUUCCGCCAACGACCAGCUGACGCCUGAAGCGAAACACUUUCUCUUCCGCAACGCGCAUCGGUACGGUGCCGACCUGAAGGCGAUCGAUAUUCACCGGGCCCGAGACCACGGGCUCGCAAGCUACAACGAGUAUCGCGAACGAUGUGGACAGGAACGGGCCACCCGGUGGGAGGAUCUGUAUGUGAGCAUUCCACGCGGUACGGUCGAGCGGCUGGCACGGUGGUACGAUACGGUGGACGAUGUUGAGCUGGCCGUCGCCGGUGCACUUGAAACGCACCACCCGGGCGCAACCGUUGGUCCAACGUUUCUGUGCAUCCUGCUCGACCAGUUCCAGCGUACGCGUACUGGCGAUAGAUUUUUCUUCGAAAAUGGCGCCGACCAUGGGUUCGACGCGGAUCAGCUGCGGGAGGUACGGAAAGCGACGAUUGCACGGUUACUGUGCGACAACACGGAAGGACUCGCGCGAAUGCAGCACAAUGCGUUCUUGCUCCCCGAUGACAAGAACCCGCCGGUACCCUGUACGGAGCUGCCCGCGGUACGAUUGGAAGCGUGGCGCGAGCGAUAGGGGAAACGAAGAAUCCAUUUUCGACCGGACCGGUAUCAGGUGUGCCGAUAGUGAUUGUCUACGUGCGUGAUGGUAUGUGAGGUUGAAGCUAAGGCGAAAGCCAACCACGGAAAUGGACGGAGCGAAACGAAGUUAAAAUUGCAUUAUUUACCAAAUAUGUUUGCUUUUCCAUGGAAAGUCAGAAAAGCGAACGAUUCGCUGAACAUUACAGCAAGUCGUAUCAAAUAGAGACGUUAGGAUGAUAAACGGUAUUGAAUUUUAUGUAAGUUUAAAUUAUUCAAACUUGAUGGAAAUAUACGCCAAACUAUGAAUGUCAAAUGCGAUAAUAUUUAAUUGAUCGUAUCAGUAAUCGAAUAAUGAUGAUCCAUCGAUAAAACGAUUUGUAAUAUGAGGUAGAGAAAGAGGCAUGAUAAUUAAAG